Podospora pseudocomata is the source of this 787-nucleotide messenger RNA. RefSeq lists its product as uncharacterized. The transcript is spliced from 2 exons. Bases 1 to 744 code for a protein of 247 amino acids. Gene Ontology annotation, biological process: maturation of SSU-rRNA from tricistronic rRNA transcript (SSU-rRNA, 5.8S rRNA, LSU-rRNA). Gene Ontology annotation, cellular component: preribosome, small subunit precursor; 90S preribosome; nucleolus. The record is from RefSeq and is a predicted model, not a curated record. Lineage: Eukaryota; Fungi; Ascomycota; Sordariomycetes; Sordariales; Podosporaceae.
AUGCUCUCCCUGUCGCUUUGCGACUGCGACUUGUCACGCAUUGCGAUAAGCCACCUCUCGCACACUUUUGUCGGCCACCUCUCACACCAAACAACCAUGGCUCCCACAGUCCCAGGAAAGCGCCCCACCGCCCGCCAAAAAGCCCUCGCCCGCCUCGCCGACCCAACCAUCCCCCGCAAAACCCACCGCGAAGACAACCACGUAACCGACUCCUUCAUCAACUCCAAGCGCGACAAGCGCCUAAUUAAGCACUCCUCCUUCGUCUCCAAAAUCACCAAGCCCUCCUCCUCCACAGCACUCAAGAACCACAAGAAGCGCCAGGCCAAAAAAGCCAAGACCCAGCUAAAGACAACUCUCGACUCGCUCGGAGAUGUCCUUGACGACAUUGAAGAUGAGAUGGAGGACGAAGGUGCAAUAGACAACGAGCAGGCGCUGCAGGGGAAAGUCAGACACAAAAGUAUAAAGUCUAGGCCGGGGGCGCUAAAGAGGAAGGAGAGGGUCGUCAAGGGGGAGAUGUCCCGGUUUGGGCAUAACCUGGCACAGUUGGCUACUGUGACGAGCGCGAGUAGCACGGCGACGAUAAACCAGAACACGGCCAAGAAACAGGCGGAAGAGCAGUCAAAGAUGGAGACAGAGGGGACCGCGAUAACGGCGCAAGAGGCAGCGACUUCGAAUCGGUGGGCGGCGUUGAGGGGGUUCAUCUCUUCUACUAUGGAGCAGAAUCCUGCUUUUCUUGGCAAAUAAUGGCUACACGUCAUGUGUGUUUUUCUUAUCUAUGUAUAUACCC